CUUCUUCCGCACCUCCCUCACCAUCCUAUAGUCGCCUAAGUCGUCUUCAUGAUCCCGACCAUAUCUGAAUCUGUGCACCAACUACUAUUAGGUCUCGCACAGGAAGUCGAGCGCUGCGCAAGAUAACUUGCUCCUAUAUAAGAACAGCGAAGGUCCGGAGGAUCACCACAUUUCAGCCUCUGUAUUCGUUCUCAGUGACCCGGUCCUUCGUCUCAAAAAAAUGGAUAAUAUCGUGCCAAAGAUCCUGUCAGCGUUAGUGGUAAAUGCAUGCUUAGUUUGGUGUGAGCCACCCUUGAGUAACCAAUACGGAGUGCCUGGAAAUUUUGCUGGAAGCAAUAACCAAGGAAAUCACGGCGGCGCAACGAAUAGUUAUGGUGCCCCUAUUGGAGACGACCACGAUGAGAAUCAAGAUUACAUAGACAGUCAGCCAAAGUCUUACGAGUUUGGAUACGCAGUGAAGGACGCAGCCACCGGAAAUGACUUCGGGCGACAAGAGACCAGCGAUGGCGAAACAGUUCGUGGGGAAUACAGGGUCCAACUUCCGGAUGGUAGAACGCAAAUAGUAACGUACACUGCUGAUUGGAGAACCGGCUUUCAUGCUGACGUUCGAUACGAGGGUGUUGCGACAUUCCCUGACCAGUACAACACGAACAAUAACGGCUAUAAUAACAAUGCUGGAGCUGUUACUAGUUCUUCUGUUGGCGCUGGAUACGACUUCCAAGGGACGAACCUUGACGGUGGUUAUAACACAGGUAACAAUGGGGGUUACAACAAUUACCAGAAUGGAGGUGGGAAUUAUAAUGGUGGACCCAGCUAUAAUUAUCAGUACGGUUCCAACUCUGUGGACAACAAUUACAACAGCUAUGCUGGAUAUUCGAGUAAUUCCUUUGGAUCGGGAAUUUCAACACCCACCUACGGUACACCAGCUUACCAUUAAACGAUGCUAGAAUACUUAUUAUGGACUAGUGGAUGCUGUCCAUAAUCUCUUACCUCCUUUUUAUAUCAUAAUUAAUUAAUAAUAAUAAAUAAAUUACAAAAAAGUAGCUGAUUGGUAAUUAACUUAAUAAUGGACUGCAAUUACUUUCCAUAAGAAGCUAAUAGCUCAUUAUAAACUCUCGAGGUUAGACGUGUGAUAAAUACCAUGUUGAUUCUACCUUUUCCUUUUCAUAACCAAAGACACAAAAUCUAAUAAACGAAAAACAACAUUUUUCAUAUAAUGAAAUUAGUGUUCAGACGAGAGAGCUAUUGUCAUUAAGAAAAUUUUAAUCCGUUGAAAAUUAGUCCAGGAUAGUUUCAUGUCCUAUUUUUCGUAACUUGUCAUUGUUUAUCUCGAGUAAAACAUUCAAAUAUGUAAGUACCGCAAACAAUCUCAAUUAGUAUAUUUAAUGUUAUUCAAUAGAAGUUAAGUAUAGCAUGUAAUCUACUAAU
This is a messenger RNA of Belonocnema kinseyi, 1428 nucleotides long. RefSeq names its product pro-resilin-like. The record is from RefSeq and is a predicted model, not a curated record. The transcript is spliced from 4 exons. Gene Ontology annotation, cellular component: extracellular matrix. NCBI's taxonomy places the organism in Eukaryota, Metazoa, Arthropoda, Insecta, Hymenoptera, Cynipidae. The coding region runs from base 221 to 937 and encodes 238 amino acids.